Messenger RNA from Mixia osmundae IAM 14324, 807 nucleotides. RefSeq lists its product as uncharacterized. The record is from RefSeq and is a predicted model, not a curated record. The transcript has 2 exons. Bases 1 to 807 code for a protein of 268 amino acids. NCBI's taxonomy places the organism in Eukaryota, Fungi, Basidiomycota, Mixiomycetes, Mixiales, Mixiaceae.
AUGUACAACAAGCAAGCGCAGCUGGGUCUUGGCACCCUCGGCGCGAUUCUGUGGAGCAUUCAGAUCUUCCCCCAGCUCUAUCAUACCUAUCGGCGAAAGACAACCGUAGGAUUUAGUGCCUGGAUGGUAGCGUCGUGGUGCGUCGGUGGUCUGUUCCUGGGAUCCUACAACAUCGUCUCUGGCGUCAACGUCGCGCUCAUCGUCCAGCCUCAAUGCUUUACCGUCCUGCUUUUGUGCUGCUUCGGCCAGUAUCUGCACUAUGAUUACGAUCCCAAGCGAUUCACUACGUUCACUUGCGCUGCCCUCGUCUCUGCUGUCUCUGCCCUCAUUGGCGGACUCGAAGUCGGUUUCGUCUACGCCAUUCGAGCAGGAAGACGACACGGCGUCGAUUGGCCCGCCACUCUAUUUGGCGUGCUCAGCCUUGUCUUCAUCGCAGGUGGCUUGCUGCCUCAGUAUUACGAGAUAUAUCGCUUCAAGCGCGUGCUGGGCAUGUCGUUCAUUUUCCUGUUUGUCGAUCUCAUGGGCGGCGUCUUCUCUCUGCUGUCACUGGUAUUUUCCCAGAGCUUCGAAGGACUCGCAGCGGGCAGCUACAUCGCUGUCAUCGCCUUGGAAGCGGGCAUCUUCCUGCUUGCAGCUAUUCUCAAUCCCAUCGCUGCUCGCAACGAGGAGAUGCGGAGCACCGAGGAUCUUCAGACUAGCACAGCUGGAGAAACGCAAGCUUCCGAGGCUUCAACGCUCGCUGAACGCGAUCACGGUGAUCUCCCUUCCUCUUGUACGAAAGUCGAAGCCAUGGCGGGACGCAGAUAG